CAGUCCAUACUACAGGACCAAGGAAAAACUGUCUCUGAGCUCCGUCACCUACAGCAACACCAUCCAACCCGCCAAAUGUUUCUGCCGGUUCGACCUCACAGGAACCUGCAACGACGACCACUGCACAUGGCAGCAUAUGAGGAACUGCACUCUGACAGGAAACCAGCUGUUUGAGGACAUCCUGUCCUACAACCUGUCUCUGAUCGGCUGCUGUGACACCAGCUCGGACGAGGACGUCAGCGCGUCCACAGAAAAGUACAUAAAGAAGCUGUUCGGCACAAACAAAGACAGGAUGGGCGUCGACCAGAAGGCGGUCCUCCUCGUUAGCAAGGUCAACGAGAGCAAACGCCACGUCCCUCCGUUCACCACCUGCAAAGACACCAGGAAGUGGAGGCCGAAGCCGGCGGCACGGAGCAGCGUCCGGCCGGAGGACGACAGCGAGGAUGAGCUGGCAGGAGGAGAGCUGACGUCGCCGGGGAGACACGGUGAGGAGGAGGAGCAGCUCGUCUUCAUCAGAGAGCGAGAGCUUUAAUCAG
Plectropomus leopardus (leopard coralgrouper) is the source of this 536-nucleotide messenger RNA. NCBI's taxonomy places the organism in Eukaryota, Metazoa, Chordata, Actinopteri, Perciformes, Serranidae. The record is from RefSeq and is a predicted model, not a curated record.